Messenger RNA from Nelumbo nucifera (sacred lotus), 998 nucleotides. The record is from RefSeq and is a predicted model, not a curated record. Lineage: Eukaryota; Viridiplantae; Streptophyta; Magnoliopsida; Proteales; Nelumbonaceae.
UGAACAUUUGCACUUCUGCAGGUUGUGAUUGAUGUGCGUAAUACAUAUGAAACUCGAAUUGGGAAGUUUAAGGGAGCAGUUGAUCCAUGCACCACAGCUUUCAGAGAGUUCCCAUCAUGGGUUGAUUCUCAGUUCCAAUUAGCUGAAUAUGGCCAACCAUCAAAUGCAGAGGUUAAUGAUUCAAAUGAAGAGAGAAAAAUUCCUCAACGGGUAGCAAUGUACUGUACUGGUGGCAUUCGCUGUGAGAAAGCUUCAAGUUUUCUUCUGAGCAAAGGUUUCAAGGAGGUUUAUCAUUUAGAAGGUGGCAUUUUGAAAUAUCUAGAGGAAGUUCCCAAGACAGAGAGCCUAUGGGAGGGAGAGUGCUUUGUGUUUGACAAGCGCGUCUCUGUUGAGCACGGGUUGAUGCAGGGAACCUUCAAGCUUUGUUAUGGGUGCAAGCAACCAGUCAGUGAUGCAGACAUGGAAGCUCUGGAAUGGGAAUAUGGAGUUUCUUGUCCAUACUGUUUCUCAACAAAGUCCGAAGAAGAGAAGGAGAGGGCAAGAGCUCGGCAGAGGCAAUUUAAGACAUGGGGAAUAAUUGGUGGUCCUGACAAGGGUCGUCGGCCAAUGACACCGACACCUGAAAAAUCGUUGUAGGAGAAAAGAUUCUGAACUUUCCAUAUCAAGAUUGAAAGGCAAAAUGAGUCUUGUGUUAGACGGUAUUUUAUUGUUUUCCUUUCCUCAGCCAGCGAUCGGUCAUCAAGAUUGAAAGGGAAAAUGAGUCUUGUGUCAGACGGUAUUUUAUUAUUUUCCUUUCCUCAGCCAGCGAUCGGUCUUAAUGUAUAUUAUUAGAUUUAGAAAUUGAGAUCAACUUUAUUAUACAAUGAUUCUCCAGCUUGGACAACACUUUGGUUUUUGAAUUUGUACAAGUCCGUGACCUUUUUCUGUUUUGAUUAGCGGUUUGUGCUAAUGUUGUAGCAUCCGUUUUUUCGAUGGAAGUGUCUAACCCAGAUUCUAGA